Molecule: messenger RNA, 3996 nt
Organism: Eimeria mitis
Lineage: Eukaryota; Apicomplexa; Conoidasida; Eucoccidiorida; Eimeriidae
Product: AFG3 ATPase family protein, putative
Biological process (GO): protein-containing complex assembly; mitochondrial protein processing
Cellular component (GO): m-AAA complex
Molecular function (GO): ATP binding; ATP hydrolysis activity; metalloendopeptidase activity
Source: RefSeq, a predicted model, not a curated record
AUGCAGCUGACAGACACCGAAGGUUGGCUGCUACUGCCGCUGCUGGCUGCUCCCGCUGGCGCUCCCGCUGGCCAGCAUGUUGAACUGUGCUGGUUGUUGCAUCAUUUAUCCGGCUAUUAUUCCUUUUUGUGGGGCGUGUCGAACAGGAGGAGGGCACCCUUGAGGUCGUCUGUUGCAGCGCUCGAGACAGGAGCACGAGCCACGGCAGCCGCUGCAACCAGAGAGGCAGGAGCCGCUGCUGCCCCGAAGGGGGAAUCCCCACAUGGAAGGCGCAGUGGCGGCAGGGACAGGAGCACGAGCCACGGCAGCCGCUGCAACCAGAGAGGCAGGAGCCGCUGCUGCCCCGAAGGGGUAAUCCCCACAUGGAAGGCGCAGUGGCGGCAGGGGUGGAAGGAGCUCUUUUGUGCGCCCAUAGUUGCUGCCAGCACUAGCAGUGGCAGCUGCAACGGGGCCGGCAUGGCUGCAGCAGCACAUUUGCUGCUGCUGCAGCGAGGCGCGCGACACGUCUUGCGUUUCCGUGAAGGUUUUAGAACGACUUCUGUGACGUGCAGCACCUCGUAUGCUCGGCAGUCCCUCCAGCAGUCCUGGCACACAUGCUGGACAAGAACUGCUACGGCUCAAGUAGCAACAGCAGCCACCGCGGUGAAAACGACAGCAGGAACUCGUCGUACUUUCAGUCAUGCACCAGCGUGGCAGCAGCGUGAUUUGCAACAACAGCAAUGGCACCGGCAUCUGCCCCGUUUCGCUGCCACAUUCUUCCAUACAUGCAGUGAUACGCUGCUCAUUAGCAGCAACAGCCAGCGGAGUGUAGGAGAACAUGGAACUUACAUACCCACUUCGCCAGGCAAUGAUGCUCACGAACGCUUACGACAGCAGAACAUUUGGCUGUUGCAGCAGCAGCAGCAGCAGGAGCUGCAGCGCCGUCAGCUGCUCGAGGUGGUAGCUCGGCAACGCGAAUUGCUGUGCCAGCAGCAACGACAGCACGGGCUGCCGGGGCUGUUGCAUAAGACAGCAGAAGGCUUGUUGCGUUCAGCCGCCGAGCUUCCUGCCAACACCUUGGACAAAUUGCUGCCACCCUUGCUGCGGCAACUGCAUGCAGCAGCAGCAGCAACAACAGGUCAGAAUCAACCAGCAGCACGCUCACUGCUGCAACGUCUCUCGCGCGACCUGCUUGCUCUCAGCAGUCGCAAUAAGCAAGAAGGAUCGCAUGAAAAGGGAAACGGCGCCACAAGCGGCAGAAACCGGCAGCCCGAUGGGAACACCAGCAAAGACAGCCGCAGUAGCACAAAGGAAGACAAUGGCGAUAGUAGCAGCAGCAGCAAGGGCAGCAAUGGCAGCAGCACUAGCAACGAUGGCGGAGGGGACAGCACCAGAGGUCCCCGGAGCUCUGGAAAGUCAGCAGGCUUUGGCACGAGGCGGGUGCCCCUUGGCUUCGAAGCUUUUUAUCCCAAGGAGGCCUUGAAGCAGAGGGACAGCAGUAGCAGCAGCGGCACCGGUGGCGGCCGGCUACCAUUUGUUCCUCCAACCGGCGGGGCCCUGCAGCAUAUGCUGCUGCGUAUGUGCAUUUGGCUGGGUAUCUGGGUUUUUGCCUUGUCAUUGUUGUCGAGGGCGGUGGAGCCUCAGCUUUCACUGCAGGAGUUCCUUAGCUCGUAUGUUGCUCGAGGCUUGGUAGAGAAGGUCGUUGUUGUUGGGGAUAGGGGCCGUUGCACUGCUGUCGUCAGAGCACCCCCGACACCAGAACAGUUGCAGGCAAUGGAGCAGCAGCAGCAUCAAAUGAUGCUGUACAUGCAGCAGCAGCAGCAAAUGCAACAACAGAUGCAGCAAGUGAUGACAAUGCAGCAAUACCAGCAACAGCAACAGCAGCAGCCUUACGACAUGCAGCAGCAGCCUCAGCAGCAGCACCAGUUCUCGGUGACGCCGACACUACAGCAGCCCAAGUUGACGGACAUGCUACCUAAGAAACAGAUCGUCAGGUUCAAGACGGGCCUUACGCCCGAAAGCUUCAUAGAAAAGAUGGAGCACUUCCAGGCAUCGCUCGGAAUACACCCCAAGGACUUUCUUCCUAUUUACGUCGAAGAGGGUUGGAAUUUGAGUCUUGGGGAUUUGCUUGCUUCUGCGUUCUUCUUUUUAAUUAUGGCCACCAUCGCCAGGGACUUCUUUAUGGGGGGAGCUGUCAAUCGUGGUGGGAGCGCGAGCGGCCUGAAUCGCCUGUUGGGCAACAGCAGCUCUAAGAGAGCUCGCAUUAAGCCAGACACUGUGAAAGUUCGUUUCGCUGACGUCGCGGGUACGAGUUUGCAUGAGGCGAAGCGCGAGAUAACAGAGUUUGUUUCCUUCCUAAAGAACCCUGCGGCAUUUCAGAAGAUGGGUGCGAAGCUGCCUAAGGGAGCACUCUUAGUUGGACCCCCGGGUACCGGCAAAACUUUGCUCGCGAAGGCAACUAUCAUAUGGAUAGACGAGAUUGACAGCGUUGGUGCAAGCCGCAGCACUCAGUUCGCGAACAGCGAAAGAGAACAAACGCUGAAUCAACUUCUUGUGGAGAUGGAUGGAUUCUCACCGCAUGAGUCUGUGGUCGUCUUGGCAGGAACCAACAGAGAGGACCUUCUAGAUGCAGCAUUGAAACGGGCUGGACGGUUCGAUCGUAGGGUGGUUAUAAACAGGCCAGACGUUAAGGAGCGGGCGGAGAUAUUCAAGGUCCACCUCCAACCCUUAAGGUUGUCUCCUCGGGUCGAUUCAAAUGCGCUUGCGGAGAGAAUGGCUGCACUCACUCCGGGCAUGGUCGGCGCUGACAUCGCAAACAUCUGCAAUGAGGCGGCAAUAUAUGCAGCGAGGAGGCGAACAAAACGAGGCAUUGAGCAGCGGGACUUCGAGUUGGCCGUCGAGCGUAUAAUCGCGGGUCUCCCCUCCAACACAAAAAACCUCAUGUCAGAGAAGCAAAAGAAGACGAUCGCUCUUCAUGAGGCAGGACAUGCUGUGGCGGGAUGGUUUUUGUCAUCUGGCUUGCAUAGUUAUCACUCCUUCAACGUAGUGCUCAAGCUGACGGUCAUCCCGCGAGACAGCGGAGCAAUGGGAUUUAGUCAGCAAAUGCCGCCUCCUGUGGAACUUUAUGAGAAGGACGCCCUUUUAGACAGAAUUGCUGUCUGCCUUGCUGGGAGAGCUGCAGAGGAGCUUUUUAUGGGGUGCAUAUCCAGUGGCGCCAUUGAUGACAUUGAGAAGGCCACUCAUCUGGCCCGUUUAAUAAUUAUGCAGCUAGGAAUGAAUCCGAAGAUCGGCUUGGUCAACUUGAGGCGGACUCGACAGAGCCCGCAGGAGCCUUAUCAGCUUUUCUCAGACGCCACAGCGCAGCUCGUGGAUGAUGAAGUUCGCAACUUGAUUAGCCAUCAGUACGAACGAGAAAUGCAUGCCUUGAGUGCGUUGCUUCUGGAGAAGGAGACUCUAACAUUUGCGGAUCUCCAAGAUUGUUUGGGCAAGAGACCGUUCCCGCCCGACGCCCAGCUGGCUGCCUACAUAAACGCUCUUCCCACGAAGGUGAAUACUGUCGGACAAGAGACAACCGGGGUGGAAAGGGCUUCAGGGGACCUCCGGAGCAUCGCUCCAACGACGAAUGGAGCUAGUAAUGCAUCUGAUAAGAACAGCAACGCGACAACCCAGGAUUCUGCAGCCGGACACAGCACGCAGCAACAAGAACAGAAGAAGACUAGUGUCAAUGAUGCAGAAGGUGCAGACGAUGAUGAAGAAACUACUAAAGCCAAAAAGAGCAGCAGCAAAGGCAAGAAGAAGAAGAACAGUGACAAGGCUAGUGAUGAUGACGAUGAUGAUGAUGACGAUGAUGAUGAUGAUAGGAAUGGAAACAACUCGACGCGCGGACCAAGGAGAAGAAAACUGUUUGGGGGAGAUGAUGAUUCUUGUCUGCCCGAACUGCUUAGAAAGAACCUCAAACCUGACCCCCCAGCACCUUCUACUGCGGCCAAAGGGACAGACUUGGGCCACACACAAUGA